This is a messenger RNA of Eurypyga helias (sunbittern), 516 nucleotides long. It is a transcript of the gene PTRH2, whose product is annotated as peptidyl-tRNA hydrolase 2. Bases 1 to 516 code for a protein of 171 amino acids. NCBI's taxonomy places the organism in Eukaryota, Metazoa, Chordata, Aves, Eurypygiformes, Eurypygidae. The transcript has a single exon. The record is from RefSeq and is a predicted model, not a curated record. Gene Ontology annotation, molecular function: peptidyl-tRNA hydrolase activity. Gene Ontology annotation, cellular component: mitochondrion; cytosol. Gene Ontology annotation, biological process: negative regulation of anoikis; positive regulation of anoikis.
AUGGAUUAUCUCUCCCAACCCGGGUUCCUCAGCGUCAUCGCUGGAGUGGCGUGCGGAGUGUGCCUGGGAUGGAGCGUUCGUGGGAGGCUUUUAAGGCCCAAAGCCGGAAUGACUGUGGCUGCGACCAACCUGGGGACCAAAGCGAACAUCAUGGGGGAGUCCGGGGAGUUCAAGAUGGUGCUGAUUGUCCGCAGUGAUUUGAAGAUGGGAAAGGGGAAAGUGGUAGCACAGUGUGCCCAUGCUGCUGUUUCUGCCUACAAGCAAGUUCAGAGAAAAAAUCCUGAAAUCCUGGAACAGUGGGACGACUGCGGGCAACCUAAAGUGGUCCUCAAAACUCCCGAUGAAGAGAGUCUGCUCCAACUCCUGGUUGAUGCCAAAAACCUGGGAUUGACUGUGAGCUUAAUACAAGAUGCAGGUCGUACUCAGGUAGCUCCAGGCUCCCGGACAGUCCUGGGAAUUGGACCGGGACCCGUUGAUGUAGUAGAUAAAGUUUCUGGUCACCUGAAACUCUUCUAA